Messenger RNA from Toxorhynchites rutilus septentrionalis, 5620 nucleotides. RefSeq names its product ubiquitin carboxyl-terminal hydrolase 36 (gene scny). Gene Ontology annotation, molecular function: cysteine-type deubiquitinase activity; cysteine-type endopeptidase activity. Gene Ontology annotation, biological process: protein deubiquitination; regulation of apoptotic process. The record is from RefSeq and is a predicted model, not a curated record. Bases 767 to 3874 code for a protein of 1035 amino acids. The transcript is spliced from 4 exons. NCBI's taxonomy places the organism in Eukaryota, Metazoa, Arthropoda, Insecta, Diptera, Culicidae. Gene Ontology annotation, cellular component: nucleus; cytosol.
AGACAGCGUAAGGUGCUUGUCUCCACUUUUGCACCAACCAUUCUUACUGCGACUUUUUUCCACUUCCGCUAUUCAUCCGAUCCGUUUACGAAUAUUAUCUUUCGUCGUGCGCUUUUGUUCGUCUAUCGUUUCGCGUGUGGUUUAUCGGAUUGUUAUCGUCGUUCUGUGUGUUUAUCAAAUGACAUAAAAUAAUCCUGUGAACGAAAAGAAGAGUUUCGGAAUAAGGUGGUGACCUAAUUUUGUCAUCACAGUUUUUUUUUUCGUGGCUGGUGGGGUGGUGGGAACGCGUACAGAAUAAAAAUAAACCCGAGCGCCGCCUGCUGUUCGUUCGGUGCGGGAAUAAUUUUAUCCGCUUUUACUCACCCCCCAGCGAAUGGACGUUUUCAACAAGCAUGGGCCGGACAUACGAUUGAUUCUAAAGCGAUGGAGUGAUAAAUAACAGUGAUAGAAUCCACGCACAAGUGCCGACCCGUUAUUAAGAACAGUGCUGAAUAAUUUAGUUAUCAAACUUUGGAGAAGAACAUCCAUGAAGUGCCUACGUGAAUGAAAAGUAGAUUACAUACCCCAUAAGAAAACCAACUGCGGAAAGAAAAGUCAGGCAUAUACACAAAGUGCAAUUAUCUCUUCUCUUUGUGGGGUUGAUAAGUGCUAGAAGGCAGCCGCGUGCGCCACCAACAAUCUUCUCACAUCCACAUACACUAAGUUAUGAAUUUGCUCCUUCGGAUGGUAGUAUCGAUCGGCUUGCGAUGUCACACAAACCACCACAAUGAGCAUCACACGCGUCUCCCAUCGCCCGUCGACCCGCUUCCGUGUCCAGAGGAAGAAUCGCGCUUCGCCAGCGGUGCGUGUAGUGGUGGUGCCUUCCACACCGAUAACGAUGCGUGUGUUGAGGCUUGUUAAGCUUCGACUUCUGGCGCUCUAUCAGCUGAUUGCGAGAUUCUUAAUCGCCUUACUAAGUCAAUGGAAGGGUGGCGGUGUUGGUAUGGUGGCAACGGCGGCAGCAAUUACCGCCAUCGGCCAAUCGGAAGCACGUGGUGCAAUAAUAGAGAUAGUAAAUGUUAGCGAAAUGGACGAUGGCGGUGGCACAUCGACAACAUCGGCCGGCAACAACAAGGACCAGAUUCCCACCCCGAAGCGGAUGCUCUUCCCCCGCGAGAAUGUACAACUCGGAUGGAAGGCUAGCGGUCGCAAGUGGAAUACGGGAGCCGGCAUGACUAACGUUGGCAACACGUGCUAUCUGAACUCGACCCUACAGGCCCUGUUCCAUGUUCCAGCUAUUGCCAACUGGCUUCUUUCCGACAGUGAGCAUCGCGAGCGAUGUGAUGAUAAUGGGCAAGGUGCAUGUAUUAUUUGUGCAAUGGCCAAAACACUGCUAGCCUCACAGAACAGCCAGGGAGCAAUCAAACCGCAUUUGGUUUACUCGAAGCUUCGGAUGGUGUGUAAGCAUCUUGUACCUGGCCGGCAGGAGGAUGCCCAUGAGUUCCUGCGCUAUCUGGUGGAGGCAAUGGAGAAAAGCUACCUUGGUCGUAUUAAAAACAGCAAGGAUCUGGACCAGUACAGUAAGGAAACCACACCGCUGAAUCAGAUUCUCGGCGGAUACCUCCGGUCGGAGGUGAAAUGUUUAUCAUGUCAGCAUAUUUCGACGACAUUCCAGCAUUUUGAGGAUCUUCUGCUAGACAUUAGAAAAGUGAAUUCCAUCGAAGAAGCGCUUCAGGUGUAUUUCGCACGGGAGCGAUUGGAAGAGAUGCAAUACAAGUGCGAAGCUUGUAAGAAAAGAGUGGCUGCGACAAAGCAGUUCUCCUUGGAACGGGCUCCGUUCGCAUUGUGCAUUCAGUUGAAGAGAUUUUCAAUGCUGGGAGGGAAAAUUACCAAGCAUGUGGAGUUGAGAAGCAAAUUGGAUCUGACGCCCUACUCGUCAAAGUCAGCUGCCUCCAACGGAAAAUUGGUUUAUAAGCUAGCUUCUAUGGUUACGCAUCUAGGCAAUACACAGCACUGUGGUCAUUACACAGCCAUUGGUGGUACCGAGAGUGGUUCGUAUUAUGUCUUUGAUGACAGUUCUGUUCGACCGAUAGCUAUCCAGAAUGUAAUCAGUACCAAUGCGUAUAUAAUUUUCUACGAACUAGAAAGUGUUCAAAAUGGGAUGAAGACUAGUGCUAGUAGUACUGCCACGUUGGCAUCUUAUGCCAGCGCAACGGGAAGUUGCUCCGCCAAAGCUGGGAGUAAUGGUGGACCGGGAGCAAACACAGGUGGAACCGCUGCUAACUCGUCGUCCCUCAGCGGCAACCCUAGUUUCAAUCCUCUUUUCUCGAGCAAAUUGGAAAACCGGUCGAACUUUAUUGGACCAGUGCUGCCUCAGCAAACAACGGAAAAGGCCAAAAAGCUGGCUAACGGGCUAAGCAACGAUCACCAGAGGGGGGAUGAUGGAGAAACGAUGGACACUGCCGCUACCUGUCGACUGUCUCCUGUCUCUUCAACCACAUCAUCGCUGUCAACACCUUCACCAGUGAAACAUUCUGGCACGGGCAAUUUGAGCAGUCCAUCGGCAAGCAAAAUGAUGCGCAAUUCCUUGAGCCAAAGUCCGUCAAGUGUGAAGAACAAGUUCGGCAUGACCAUCACACCCAACGGUAUCAGUAACAACAACAGUAAUUUGAAAGUUUCUUCUAAACCAUCUUCGCUCACUGCUCCCUCUUCACUGCCAUCCAUGCCUAAACUUUGCAUACACAGUUCCGCAGCCAUCAAGAGCAAUUCUUAUGGACCAGUGGAAAAUGGAUCCCCCGCCACGAAGAGUGCUGGUUUCCCUGACUCCUCGACGUCGUUUUCUGCCAGCGACUGUGCUAAGAAAAACUCCAACGGUUACGGCAAUAAGACGGUCCGUCUAGUUCCUUACGAUGACGACGAGGAAGAGGACGACGAAGCGGAAGGGGGGCGACAUGAAAAGAAAGCAGAAAGCGCCGAAGAGGAUGAUGAAAGCGACGAAGAUAUUGAACGGUUACAAUCCCAUGUUCUUCUGGGUCCGGGAAGCAAAAAGUAUUCGCAAGCCGCCGAAGAGGAAGAUUCUUCGUGUUCGCCCAAGUCACCUCCCGUAAUAAAGACGAAGGUCGGUCUGUGGAAGGUAAGCGACAAUCGUCCCCAAGCGAGUAGCAGCAGCAGUAGUAACAACGGCAGCAACAGCGGUGGCAGCGCCAAUAGCAGUAAUAACGCAUCACCUGCCACUUCGGGUAAUUCUUCCCCCUCAAGUUACGGACACACGAACGGUAAUGGCUGUGGUCCACUGGCUUCCGGUUAUCAAACCACGAAUAGUCGCCCGCAAUCCAAUGGUUUUAACGGUCACAAUGGCAACAAUCACAACAGGAACAAUGACGUUGUGAACCAGCUGCACAAAUUCUCCCACCGAGGGUAUGGCUCAUCGGCGGUUCGAAGCUGGAAUGGUCAACCGUCCAAUAUGGAUCGUGAGUUGGCCAACGAGCGGCGUGAAGAGCGCAAGCGUCAAGCAGAGGACGAUCGUGACACGGAAAUGGAUCGUGGGCGCAUUAAGAAAAUCAAACAACAUCCGUACAAUCGCGACCAGCGAGAAUCGAACGGCCAGCAGCAGAAUUUCUUCCAGAAUUAUCAGAAUCAUCAGCAAAACGGCGGCACCUGUCUGAACGGUAAUAAUAAUCGGAAAUGGAAUAAUUGCAACGGCAGCAAUGGGUUUAAUGGAGGUAAAUACGGUUUUUAUCAAAAUCGGGGAAAUAAUUACUACCAGAAUGGGAACCACUCUCGGAACCACAAUGGGUUUCGCAAUGGACGUCAUGGACGCAAUGGAUUUUAUAAUAAGUCGCACCAUCAUCAUCAGCGUGACAAUGGUGGUGCUAAUGGCUUUCAUAAUCGAUAGGCAAAGUUCAAAGAAUCCCAAGAGUGGAACUGAUAAAGCUGCAGCAGGGUAUUUCUCAUCGCCUGGAUUGCGCGAUGAACACGAAAUGCCACUGGAUUAGGAGAGAUAUGCCACUGCACUUGCGCGCAUUAACACUAGGCUACCGAUCUGGGAGUGUGGACAGAGCGUACAGUUUGUUUUAAUUCAAAUUAAAUUGAACAUUUUAGCAUAAUCUCCCUCUAAUGAAUCAUAUUUUUGUUGUGUAAAUGUGUAAUUAAAAAAAACAAACAAGCCCCGGGAAGCGGAAUAAACGCAGAGAAAAACAUUUAAAAAUAUCUUUGUUAAAGGAAAAAUUUUUAUCCAACUUUCCAUUUCUGCUUGACCAGAAAGCAUUUUUAUACAAUUUUGGCACUCGCGAAGGUCUCUUGCAUGAAACAUGAAAACCCUCUACGGGGGUAGGCCUGUAAAUAACAGUUUGAAUCACAGCAUCUCCUUACUCUAUUAAGGAUUACAAAAAAAAGUCGAACAAAUGCACUGAAAAGUUAUAUACUGUCAAAAAAAAAAGAAAAACAAAAAAAUACCUCUGAAACAAGUUCUUUUCAAGGUUCAAUUUAUACCCGUGGACUUUAAACAGUGAAAAGUAACAGACUAAAGUUAGCUAUUUAAACAAAAAAAAAACAGUGUAUCCGAUAACUUAACUAAGUAACUAUUAGUCAAUAUUUACCGAUGCGGAAGAGGCAUACACGAGACCUCAAUGAAUGAGAACAAAUUGAACAAAAAAAAUCAAUGCAGAUUUUGUUUCCUAUUCAUCCCAAAUGCAAUCAUUUUUUUUACCCACUCUUUUCAUUGCUUAAAGGUGUAGACCCUGGAGUUGAAAUUCCUACAAUGCGUUUGUUUUUUUUUUCAUUUUGUUUUCGAUAAUUAUAAUGGUUUUAUGUUUACACUGCUCUAGAAUACUUUAAAUUGGAGUCCUACCAUGAAAGACUUACAUCCCUGUAGCGAACUUAUACUUGUACAUAUUGAGAAAGUUAAGCAUAUGUGCAGAAUAAGUGAUUUAUUAAAAGAUUGAGAAAGCUACGCAUACCUAGAAUAACGUAGAAUAUAUAAAUGAUGCAAUUGACGACGAUUAAUUUCGUGGCGACGGAAGAGUGUGUAUGAUUGAAAUUGGAAAAAACGGAUAACCUAGAGUACAUUGUUGUAAAUAGAUUACCAAAUAAAUUAUACUUUAAAAGAUGAACAUGGUAAAGAUAUGCAAACAAACAAAAAAAAAAGAAAACAAAAGAUGAAAUGUAAACGCGUAAGUUGAUAAAUAAAUAAGUUAACUCUAGUACCAACCAUCUCAAAGGUAAAGCAAAUCUAUCGCUUCGAAAGGUUAAUCCCAAUUUUUUGCAGUCUUCAACGUGGAUAGUUUGGGUUUUCGGUGGUUUUCAGCAAAAAUACUUCUUGAAUUUAUGCAACUUCGAUAUUUUUACAGAUAUUCAAUUCUGCAAAAUGUGGCAGCUUGUUCAAAUCAUAGAUAGCGCCGCAAACUGAGCGGAAGUGAUUUACAUAUGCAUUGUUAACUGUUCCUGUUCCUGUUGGUGAGUUGAAAUACAUAUUCGAAAAAAUCGAUUUAAAAUUCCAUCAAAAGUUGGAUCCGAUGCUGCAGCAACACACAUGAGCUGGGAACAGCUUUCAUCAUGAUAGAGAAGAUGCAGAAAAGGGUUGUUGGUUAGUGGCCAAACAACUGAAGCAUGUGCAAAUUGAGGAUGCGAGUCUCCUGACUAU